Lagenorhynchus albirostris (white-beaked dolphin) is the source of this 4878-nucleotide messenger RNA. RefSeq names its product zinc finger protein 671 (gene ZNF671). Gene Ontology annotation, molecular function: RNA polymerase II cis-regulatory region sequence-specific DNA binding; DNA-binding transcription factor activity, RNA polymerase II-specific. Lineage: Eukaryota; Metazoa; Chordata; Mammalia; Artiodactyla; Delphinidae. Gene Ontology annotation, biological process: regulation of transcription by RNA polymerase II. The record is from RefSeq and is a predicted model, not a curated record. The transcript has 7 exons. Bases 2796 to 4166 code for a protein of 456 amino acids.
UUUUGUCGGUUUUUGUGAGGAUCUAAGCGCUACGGGGCUCUUGAAUGCUUGGUCUGGACCGAGGGUGGAGGAAUCGGGAAGACACGUGAGUAGGCGUUGUCCCCCCCGCUCGGAGGCGAGACAAAGUUCGGCGGUGGCGACGCCUGCCUUGACCCUGCCGCCGGGGCAGGGCUUGGGACCGCGGUAUCCAGGUCCUCAAUCCGGAUGCCUGCCUCUCCCUGCGCACUCCGCCCACAGACCCCGAUGGCGGCGGCCGCGCUGAGGGAACCCCCUCAGGGUUUAGUGCUCACUUUGGACCCCAGUAUCAAGUGGUGGAAUCCUGUUGGAGACUGGAUCUGAAAUGAGGGGACUGAAGCUUGGAGGAGUGAGGCUUUCUGCAUAAGGUACUAUAAUCAGUAAUGGGGUUACCAGCUGCAAACCCAGAUAAGCCUCCCCCUAGAGCUCAGCCUGUGAAGUCAGACACUGGACACCAUGUGCUAGAUUGCAUUGAAUUUGAAGCCAAACACAACAUGAUUGGUUCUAAUGCAAGUUCAAAGAUUGUGAAUUUGAAAGUAAGAUAUAGAAGAAUUAUGCUACAACACUAUGCUGUACUUACUCCUGAGGGAAAAAUUUUUUUAGAUUAUUUAUUUAUUUAUUUUAUUUUGGCUGCAUCGGGUCUUAGUUGUGGUAUGUGGGAUCUUUCAUUGCGGUGUGUGGGUUUCUCUCUAGUUGUGGCGCGCAGGCUCUGUAGCUGUGGCACGUAGGUUACAGAGCAUGUGGGCUCUGUAGUUUGUGGCAUGCAGGCUCUCUAGUUGAGGCACACGAGCGCAGUAGUUGUGGCGCAUGGGCUUAGCUGCCCCACAGCAUGUGGGAUCUUAGUUCCCUGACCAGGAAUCGAAGCCUCAUCCCCUGCACUGUAAGGCGGAUUCUUUACCGCUGUACCGCCAGGAAAGUCCCAGGAAAAUAUUUCUUAAACUGUAAAUCUUGAAUCAUCUUGUCUAGAACAUAUCCCUAGUGCAACUGGCUACCUGAAAUUGAUAACGUCAUUCUGUAUGUGUGAUUAUUUUUUUCUUGAAAUAAUUUUAAAUGGCACAGAUUGUACACUGCUAUCCUGUAAAAUUUUAAAUCAUUCCUGUUAAGGCUACUCGUAGGUUCAGGGUAUGUGUAUGUGAAUUUUUUCUUUUUCUUUUCUUUUUUUUUUCGCGGUACGUGGGCCUCUCACUGUUGUUGCCUCUCCUGUUGCGGAGCACAGGCUCCGGACGCGCAGGCUCAGCGGCCGUGGCUCACAGGCCCAGCUGCUCCGCGGCAUGUGGGAUCUUCCCAGACCGGGACACGAACCCGUGUCCCCUGCAUCGGCAGGCGGACUCUCAACCACUGCGCCACCAGGGAAGCCCUGUGUAUGUGAAUUUUGACAGAUGCUGCAAGUAGGCAGCCUUGACUCACCUCCUACCACAUGGGUACCUGAGAGCCCAGGUUUGUGAUGAUAAGGACCAUGUAUUCAGCACUAAUCAUGCACCUUGCACUGGUUUAAUCACUUGAUACUUAACCUCACCAAGGUAUGGGCACUAUUUUUUUCUGCUGUUUUAGUGAAUGGACGUUUAUGUUUGAGGAAUAUUUAAACAAUUUCACAGAGGUCUGCUAGGGAGGUUUUAUCUUCAUUUUACAUUUCACAACAUGGAGGUGAAACUGCUGACCUUGGGUCCCAAAUUCGGAAGGAUGAGGCUGGGAUUUGCAGGCUGUGAACCUCCAAAACAGCUAGCGUUGUAUCACGCUCAGGAUAUGAAGCGCGCACUGGAGAUUUUAUAUGAAGCCGACCCCCACCAGAGGAAAACUGCUGACCGCAAGCACGUAGACCCCAGACGGGUUGAAACCAGAAGAUUGCUGAUGCUCGAAACUUCACCUUGAUGCCAACCAAUCUGAGAAUUGAACACAAGUGGAUCAUGCACCCUGCAGCCCCUCCCUCACAUGGCCUUUAAAACCUUUGUCUCCUAACCAGCAACUUGGAGAUGGUCUUAGGACAUUAGUCCACCAGCUUCCCAUAUUGCUGGCCUCCUGAAUAAAGCAACUUUUCCUUUUCCACCAACACUUGUUUGUCGAGUAUUGGCUUUUCGAGUGGCGAGCAGCUGAACUCGGGUUUGGUACCAACCUCAUCCAGUUACAGAGACUCUGAGGUAUGAAAUGCAGCCUGAGGCUUGGGAGCAACUGGCAGGCUAAGACAGUAGGCACUCAAUUCCUUUGCCUUCCACCUUCUGACCACAGGCUGCCCCUCAACACCUGGUGUCGAGGUGGAGACUGCAGUACCCAGAAUUCUCAGUGCCACAGGGUGUCAGCUCUCUGCCAAUCAUGGCCCAGGAGAGGGGCCUUUUUCUGUGAGCACUUCACUUUGGGGCAGGGCUUCCUGUACUCCAUCUCGCUUCUGGGGUUGUAGAAUCCUGGAGACGGGAAUAGCACCUCCAUCCCCUGGUGUGAUAUGGGCUGUUCCCAUCCCUUUUGCCCACAGGCUCCAAUGACAGUGGCCAAGCUGAUAGCUGAGCCCUCACCUUCUCAAUAUGUGGGAUUACGUGUCUUUGCUCUCCCCUGUCCCAGCAGUUGUGUCUGCAGGCUCUGAGGAGGCAGUCUCCAUCUAAGCCAUCGUUACAUGGAGAAGUUUCUGUAGAACCCAGAGAGAUGAGGGAUGGAAGGCGUCCCAGGCAUGUUCAGAUGCUUGGAGUUGAAGCUGAGCUGGCUGUGCCAUCUCUGAGGACGUGUUUGUUUACUUCUCCCGGGAAGAAUGGGUGCUCCUUGAUGAGGAUCAGAGACUCCUGUACCGGGAUGUGAUGUUGGAGAACUUUGCACUUUUAGCCUCCCUGGGAAUUACAUCCUCCAGAUCAUAUUUAGUCACGCAGCUGGAGCAAGGGGAGGAGCCCUGGAUGCCUGCCCAGGUGGAUAUGACUCCAGCCACAGAGAAAGAGGUUCAGAAGGGACCUGGACCUGGUUGUUGGUGUGGAGUGGAGGCUGAGGCUGUUUCCUCUGAGCAGAGUGUUUAUUUAGAAGGAGUGUCACAGUUCAGGACUCCUGUGGCAGGUCUGAAAACCCACCCAUGUGACAUGUCUGGCCCAAUAUUGAAAGACUUCUUACAUCUGACUGAAUACCCAUGGGGGAAAGCCAGGCAGGAACCACACAUAUGUGAGGCACAUGGGAAGCAGUUCUGGUUCAGUGCAGACCUUCACCAGCACCACAAGCAGCACAGUGGAGAGAAAUUCUUCAGGAGGGAUGAGGGCAGGGACACUGUGAAAAGCUGCAGAAUCUGUGUGCCAGAGAAGACCUACAUACAUGGUGAGGGCAGAGUGGACUUACCAGCCACCUCUGGCCUUCAGCACCAGGUUUCUCAUGACAGAAUGAAGCCCCAUAAGAGCACUGAGCUUGGGGGAGCCCUUAGCACUGGACAGAAGCUUCAUAAAUGUAGUGAAUGUGGGAAAGUGUUCACUCGGAAAGACACACUUGCAAGGCACCAGAGAAUCCACACUGGAGAAAGGCCUUAUGAGUGCAGCCAAUGUGGGAAAUUCUUUAGCCAAAGCUGUGACCUUUUUAAACAUCAGACAGUCCACACUGGAGAAAGGCCUUUUGAGUGCAGUGAGUGUGGGAAGUUCUUUAGACAAGUCUCUGGUCUUGUUGAACACAGGCGAGUUCACACAGGUGAAAGGCUCUAUCAGUGCAGUAACUGUGGAAAAUUCUUUAGCAGCAAGUCUAACCUCAUUCGACACCAGGAGGUUCACACAGGAGCAAAGCCUUAUGUGUGCAGUGAGUGUGGGAAAGAGUUCAACCGCAGACACACACUGGUUCUGCACCAGAGGACUCACACUGGAGAAAGGCCUUAUGAGUGCAGGGAGUGUGGGAAGUCCUUCAGUCAAAGCUCCCACCUUAACGUACACUGGCGAAUUCAUAGCAGUGAUUAUGAAUGCAGCAGAUGUGGGAAAGCCUUUAGCUGCAUCUCCAAAUUCGUUCAGCACCAAAAAGUUCACUCUGGAGAAAAGCCUUACGAGUGCAGCAGAUGUGGGAAAGCCUUCACCCAAAGGCCAAACCUUAUUCGGCACUGGAAGGUUCACACUGGAGAAAGGUCCUCUGAGUGCAGGGAGUGUGGGAAGGACUUCAACCACAGACACACACUUGUUCUCCACCAGAGGACUCACACUGGAGAAAGGCCGUGAGAGUACAGUGAGUGCAGGAAGCCUUUUAGCCAGCACUCCCAACUUGCUGUACACUUGAGAGUAUCUAGCAGUGCUUGUGAGUGCAGCAGACGUGGGAAAGCCUUCACCCAAAGGCCAAACCUUAUUCGGCACAGGAAGUCCAUGCUGGACAAAGGUUUUAGAGUACAGGGAAUGUGCUGUCUCCUUGUUCAACCUAACAACUGUCCCCAGAGUGAAGCCCUGAAUGUGGGUUUUGUGAGAGAGCCGUCAGUCAGAAGUGAAACCUCAUACAUACAAACAUCCACAACAGGAAGAUUCCUGAUGAGUGCCACACACGUGAGGUGCUUUUAGAAGCUAUGGCGCACAUUCUAAACUGCUUAGUGCCUUUCCCAGUUGGUAGAAGGCAUCCUGCUGUUCCCAUCUGUCAAAGUCCCACAGGGUGUGUCAGUUACAAGCUUAGUCAGGCAGACCUCUGCCAUCUCUCCAGUCCCUGGAAGGAGUCAUGACUGGCCUCAGUGGCCUACAGGGGGCGUCAUUUUCACCCUUUGACUGGCUUAGGUGUGGAAAGAAUCAGCUCAUAAGAUGGGCUCUCCAGGGAGCUUGCAGAGAUAUACCUUCGUGUAUUUCUUGGUCUCAUUGUGGAUGUAUACAGUCUCCAAGUCCCACAGCCCUGGAACUCUGUCCCACAUUUGCUCGUGUUUGUACAAUAAUAAAGUCCUUACUCUGAGCUGCC